Molecule: messenger RNA, 1943 nt
Organism: Brassica napus (rape)
Lineage: Eukaryota; Viridiplantae; Streptophyta; Magnoliopsida; Brassicales; Brassicaceae
Product: two-component response regulator-like APRR1
Exons: 4
Coding region: 584-1189 (201 amino acids)
Biological process (GO): cytokinin-activated signaling pathway; phosphorelay signal transduction system
Source: RefSeq, a predicted model, not a curated record
ACUUCCAAUCUCCGCCGUCCAUUCUCAUCAACGCCUUCAGAUUACCAUCGUCCAUUUCCCCUUCUCAGCGUCUCAUUAUUUGACCCCUGAUUGACAAAAACAAAUAUCUCUCUCUCUCUCGUGUUUUUCUCACUUCUUGUCGGAAAGGAAACUCUCUCUCCUCAAUCUCACCGCCGGCGUUGCUUCGGAUCGCCGGUGAUUUUGUUUGAGCUGCUAUCGAUUGUUGAUUUCAACACUUUACCGGAGAUAAAGAGUUUGACUUUUUGUUCUUAGAUUUAGUUUUUGUUUCAACGUUUCGAUGGCUAUAAGAUUAGGUUGGGGAGAUAAAAAGAGUAACUUUUGGUUUGUUGUUGUGAAAUGAAGUGACUUUGAAUAGACAAAUUAGGCGACUUUGUAGGGACACUGUACCGAAACCCUAAGUUCUGGUUUGGCCAUGGAAGUAUCAUAGCACUUUCUCUUGUCUGGGUUUUAUUUGUCUUAAUCUUUUGUAUAACCCUCUUUUUUUUUAAUUUUUAGUGGAAAAUUAGUUUCUUUGAUUAGAUAUUUUUGUGGGUUUUGUGGGGUUUUGUCUGUAAAUCUGAUCAUGGAUUUGAACGGAGAGUGUAAGGGAGGAGGAGGAGAUGGGUUUAUUGACAGAAGCAGAGUUAGGAUUUUGCUUUGUGACAAUGAUCCCAAUAGCUUGGGAGAGGUUUUCACCCUCCUUUCACAGUGUUCUUAUCAAGUGACGUCAGUCAAAUCAGCAAGGCAGGUGAUUGAUGCACUGAAUGCAGAGGGGCCUGACAUCGAUAUAAUACUGGCGGAGAUUGAUCUCCCAAUGGCCAAGGGUAUGAAGAUGCUAAGGUACAUCACACGUGACAAAGAUCUUCGGAGAAUCCCUGUCAUCAUGAUGUCGAGGCAAGACGAGGUCCCUGUGGUGGUAAAGUGCUUGAAGCUAGGUGCAGCUGACUACCUUGUGAAGCCUCUUCGGACCAACGAGCUUCUCAACUUGUGGACACACAUGUGGAGAAGAAGACGCAUGCUAGGACUUGCUGAGAAGAACAUGUUGAGCUAUGAGUUCGAUCUCGUGGGAUCUGACCCAAGUGAUCCAAAUACAAACAGCACCAACCUCUUCUCUGAUGACACAGAUGAGAGAAGUAUUAGGUCCACCAAUCCGCAGAGAGGAAGUCAUCAGGAAAAGGAGGUGAGAUAGUAUUAUGAAAAUCUACAAGUCCUUUCGGCUUGGCUUUAUCCAUCUUAGGACGAAUCUUUAAGCUGAGUGCACGAGGAUCCACCAAUGCAGCCUCUUCUUUCUUCUUCAUGGGUUUGAAAACCUCUGUGACACAAGGAUCAAGCAGCUCGAUGGAGCAACUAAGCGUAACACCGAGUGACAUUGCCUCUUCCCAAAGCUCUCUUCCUUUCUCAAAGUCUCCUCCUUUACAUAGUUUUGGUAUGAGCAGAUCAUAAACCUGACCAUAACCACCCACAGAGCUUCUCUUCAUCUUCUCAAACAGUUGGAGCGCGAAAUUCACCCGCUUCACACCACAAAGAACUCCAAUCAGAUCAUAAUAGAACUUGCGUUCGGGUCUCAGCCCUCUCUCGAUCAUCUCAUCCACCGUUUGGUUGCCUUUACCAAACCUCCCUGUCAAAUACAGAACCCUCACAACGAAGUAAUAGCUAGCUGUAUCGGGUUCACACCCCGAUCUCUUCAUCUGUUCUAGAAUUUGGCAAGACUCUUUCACCCUCCUCGUCCUUCCCAAGCAAGAAAGCAGUAUGUUGUAACUAAGAGACGUAGGUUGGACUUUGUAAGACCUCAUCUCCAACAUAAUGUUCAAAGCCUCAGGGACAAGACCAGAAGGGUUUCGAGUCACGUUUCUUUCGCAUAAGCAUGUAAGCAUUGUGUUGUAACAGAACAGAUCCGGAGCAAUCCCUGCUGAUUUCAUAUCUUGUAUAACUCUUCUUGCCUC